Ruditapes philippinarum (Manila clam) is the source of this 1526-nucleotide messenger RNA. Its product is annotated as multiple epidermal growth factor-like domains protein 10. Bases 646 to 1497 code for a protein of 283 amino acids. The record is from RefSeq and is a predicted model, not a curated record. NCBI's taxonomy places the organism in Eukaryota, Metazoa, Mollusca, Bivalvia, Venerida, Veneridae. The transcript is spliced from 8 exons.
UUUUGCUCUAUGGAUCCAUUUUAAUUUUAUGAUCAAGUUUUACUAAAAAAUUUAUUAAUAUAACGAGAACAUAUUUUUAAAUGCAGUUUGACAAAUACUAUACGCGCUAGUAAGUUAAUAUAUUUUAUUCACUUCCGUUUUGAAGGUUUAUAACCUCGCUAGGAGCUGGUUUAGUGAGUGAAAUGAUAUAAAGGAAGGAAUGGCAAACUUAAUUUUGAAUAUAUGUACAGUAUGUAUGAUCCAACUUGUUUUCUGCGCGACAGCAGAGGUUGAUGAAAAAUGUAAAGAAGGCUGUACAUGUUGUAUAAAUGGAAAAUGUGGACCAGGGAAUUACUUUGCGGAAGAAUGUACUCUAGGCUGUAUAGAUGGUCAUAGAGGUGCUCGCUGCUACCAACUAUGUACACACAACUGUAGAAAAUGCCCUGACCAUGAAGAUACGUGUACUGCGUGCUAUGCUAUGAUGGCUAUUACCCAGGCUCUGAUAGAGACUGUACAUCAAAAUGUUUACCCGGAUGUAAAACAUGCUCGUCAGGAACAACUUGUACAUCAUGCAAGGAUGGAUAUUACGAUACUAGUAAUUUAUGCAAUAGUGUAUGUCCUGGUAACUGUGUCACGUGCUCAUCGAGUACUGAUUGUGGGUCGUGUAUGGCGGGUUAUUAUAAAGGUUACCAGAAGGACAAUAUUAAUUUCCCUUUGUUAAACGACUGUACAUACAAAUGCCGUGAUAAAUGUAUGCAAUGUUCGUCUUAUGACAGAUGCAUGUUUUGUAAAACUGGUCUUUAUGGACCAAUCUGUGAGAAACGUUGUUCAGCUGGUUGUAUGUCAAACACUUGCGAUAUAUUAACUGGAAACUGUGAAUGUUUCUCAAAUUUUGCUGGAGUAAGAUGUGACAAAUGUACAACUGGAAAAUAUGGAAAUAUGUGCGAUAAACAAUGUCCUGAAAUGUGUAAAGGUAGCGUGUGUGACAAAGAUUCCGGAGAAUGUACAAACGGGUGUAUUACGAACACGAUCAUUGGAGAUAAAUGUGACGUUUGUUCAACAGGCUGGUAUGGACAAUACUGUACAAUGUCUUGUUCUGUUGGCUGUAAAAAUCAGACGUGCGAGAAAAGUAAUGGUGAAUGCUCAUAUGGAUGUCUUGAUAACUUUGUAGGAGGACAGUGCAAUCAAUGCAUUUCUGACUCAAGUUGUUCCUCAGAGCAGUCAGCUGUUAUAUUACUUGGAACAAUUAUUGGUGUGUCAGUACUUGUUAACAUUCUAUUUGUGGUUGCAUCGAUUCUAAGGAAAUGUCGGAAAAGGGCCAAUGGUAAUAGCAACACCAAGGGAACGGAUUAUGAUAACUCUUGCAUCGAACUUGAAUGUGGAAAUGCUGGGAAUGUCAGCAAUCAUAGAAUUGAUCAUGCAUCAAACGGCGACAAAGCCACAAACAGCGAUACUAUGUUUAAGUCACAUGAUUAUGAGGACCUUGGAACAAUUCAAGUAUCUGAGCAUGAAUAUUGACAAUUUUGUCCAGCCAAUGAGAUAUAAUU